Messenger RNA from Toxotes jaculatrix (banded archerfish), 8704 nucleotides. RefSeq names its product protein tyrosine phosphatase receptor type Sa (gene ptprsa). The coding region runs from base 514 to 6276 and encodes 1920 amino acids. Lineage: Eukaryota; Metazoa; Chordata; Actinopteri; Toxotidae. Gene Ontology annotation, biological process: protein dephosphorylation. The record is from RefSeq and is a predicted model, not a curated record. Gene Ontology annotation, molecular function: protein binding; protein tyrosine phosphatase activity. The transcript is spliced from 33 exons.
AACGAGAGACACCAAUAAAGAGAUAUAGGCUACAUUUGGAGAUCCGCGCGCGGCGGUGUCGCGCACGGAUUAUUAGAGGGUAUUUUAUUUUUCUUUCAUUCAGGAGGUUCUGGUUUGGAGCGUCUGAUCUCGGGGGGGAAAGGAAUACAAACGCACGGGGAAUAAAAGGAGUAUUCUAUUCUCGCUCCCUUCGUUAACAAGUGACUGCUCUGCCGCUCGAGAAAGUGGAAUAUAGCGGUUUUUUUCCUGCUGUCGGGAGAUGCAAAACAACUGUGUUUUUCUGACGGAAUACGACUGUUCACCCACAGAGAAUACGGAUUUUAAAAGCUGUCCCCCGUAAACCAACUAGGGGGGUAGUCUCAGAAGUACUUUUCUCACGCCGUUGAAAGUGCCAAGCUGUCCUGCGUGAAGACCCCAACCUUCCCUGCGUAGUCGGGGCCUCGGCUCUCCGGCCAGGUCAAGGAUUAGUCCUACCCCACCCCUCCUUGUCCCCCUUUCCCCAUUGGAGUGAAGAUGGCCACCGGCAGUGCCCCUCGCCUCUCCUUGCCACUCCUGCUGCCUGUCACCACUCUGCUGCUAUCACUGCUGCUCACUAGCUCCCACGCCUUAUCACCACCACGGUUCACUAAAGUUCCUGUUGACCAGAUUGGCGUCUCAGGGGGCGUGGUCUCCUUUGUAUGCCAGGCGACAGGCGACCCCAAGCCAAGGGUUAGCUGGAACAAGAAAGGCAAAAAGGUCAACUCCCAGCGUAUCGAGACCAUUGAGUUUGAUGAGGGUGCCGGCGCCGUACUCAGAAUCCAGCCUCUCCGAGCGCCCCGUGAUGAGAACAUCUACGAAUGCGUGGCUGAGAACAGCGAGGGCGAGAUCACCGUCAAUGCCAAGCUGUCCAUCAUCCGAGAGGACCUGCUCCCACCAGGCUUCCCUAACAUUGACAUGGGCCCUCAGCUGAAGGUGGUGGAGCGCACCCGAACAGCCACCAUGCUCUGUGCUGCCAGUGGCAACCCUGACCCAGAAAUCACCUGGUACAAAGACUUCCUGCCCAUUGACCCCAGUGCAAGUAAUGGGCGAAUCAAACAGCUACGCUCAGGUGCCUUGCAGAUCGAGAACAGCGAGGAGACAGACCAGGGGAAGUACGAGUGCGUGGCGUCUAAUGUGGAAGGCGUGCGCUACUCGUCCCCUGCCAACCUUUAUGUGCGAGUCCGGCGGGUGCCUCCUCGCUUCUCCAUUCCACCAACGAGUCAGGAAAUUAUGCCCGGUGGCAGUGUGAACAUAACGUGUGUGGCAGUGGGGUCGCCCAUGCCUUACGUCAAGUGGAUGUUGAACUCAGAGGACUUGACACCAGAGGAUGAGAUGCCAGUGGGCAGGAACGUUCUCGAACUGAGCAGCGUCCGUGAGUCAGCCAACUACACCUGCGUGGCCAUGAGCAGCCUUGGCAUCAUUGAAGCUGUGGCACAAAUCACUGUCAAAUCUCUCCCCAAGCCUCCAGGAACACCUGUGGUUACUGAAACCACUGCCACCAGUGUGACCAUCACCUGGGACUCAGGCAACCCAGACCCAGUCACUUACUACAUCAUCCAGUACAGGGCCAAGUCCCCGGACAGCAAGUAUGAGACAGUGGAUGACAUCACCACUACACGAUACAGCAUUGGUGGUCUCUACCCCAACACAGAAUAUGAAAUCCGUGUCUCAGCUGUCAACACAAUCGGCCAGGGUCCUCCCAGUGAGCCAGUAGAAACCCGGACUGGAGAACAAGCCCCUGCCAGUCCACCACGAAACAUUCAGGCCCAGAUUAUUUCCCAAAACACCAUGAUGGUGCGCUGGGAAGAGCCCGAGGAGCCCAAUGGGCAGAUCAAGGGAUACCGCGUUUAUUAUACAAUGGACGACUCCCUGCCCAUGAGCCUCUGGCAGAUCCAUAAUGUCCAGGACAGCGUCAUCACUACUAUCCAGAGCCUGGUUCCUCAAGAGACAUACACAAUUAAAGUCCUAGCAUUCACAUCUGUAGGAGAUGGACCCUUCUCAGAGCCCAUCCAUGUCAAAGUACUGCAAGGAGUUCCAGGUCAACCAUCCAGAUUUCAGGUUGGUGCUGUUUCUGACACCAGCAUUGAACUGACCUGGGAACCUGCCUAUGAAAAGGAAGGAAUUAUAUCUUAUGAACUUCGCUACACGGAAGGCACUUUAGGCCUCCAGAUUAAGAAAACAUUUGGACCCGCAUCUUCAUAUGUUGUGCAAGGGCUCCGGCCAAACACAGAGUACCACUUCUCCCUGGCAGCCAUUUCAGCCAAAGGCAUCGGAGCCUUCACAAAUAACAUAUCGCAGAAGACCUUGCAAGCCAAGCCCUCAGCCCCCCCUCAAGACAUUAAGUGCAGCAGCACCAGCUCCACCACCCUGCUGGUAAGUUGGCGCCCCCCGCCUUUGAAGAGUCAGAACGGUGUCCUGGUGGGGUAUAGGGUGCACUACCAGGUGGUGGGCCCGUCAGAAGGCGGCAGUGAUGACAGGGAACCCGGGGAGGAGCCGAUGGUGCCUGCUACCGAAGAGCAGGUGCUGCUGCAGCAAUUGGAGAAAUGGACCCAGUAUCACAUCACCGUGUCCGCCUUCACCGCGAUUGGGCCAGGCCCUGCAAGCGAGCCCCUGAUCUGCCGUACAGACGAAGACGUUCCGGGGGCUCCUCCAAGGCGGGUGGAGGUGGAGGUCCUCAACUCCACAGCAGUAAAGGUGAUGUGGCGCUCCAUGACGCCAGGCAAGCAGCACGGUCAGAUCCGUGGCUACCAGGUUCACUAUGUACGUGUGGAAAAUGGCGAAUCAAGGGGCCUGCCCCUCAUCAAGGACGUCAUGCUGGCUGAUGCCCAGGAAAUGGUCAUUGGAGGACUCAAGCCAGACACCACUUACUCCAUCACGGUGGCAGCAUACACCACCAAGGGGGAUGGAGCCCGGAGCAAACCUAAACUGGUGGUGACCAAAGGGGCAGUGCCUGGCCCACCCUAUCUGUCAGUGGCUCAGGACUCAGAGACGUCAGCUGUUGUUCGGUGGGACCCUCCAGACCUGACCAAUGGCAUGGACCUGCAGGGUUACCGGCUUCAGUUUGGCCGGAAAGAUGUCUCUCCUUUGGCCACACUGGAAUUUGCUCCCCAAGAACGACAGUACUCUGUGGGCAACAUUCACCGGGGGGCCACUUAUCUCUUUAAAAUCUCAGCCAAGAGCAGGGGGGGCUUUGGGGAAGAGGCUGUUGUGGAACUCAGCGUACCCGAAAAUACACCAGGGGGAUACCCUCAAAUUAAUGAGGGCUCCAAAGUGACAUGCUGUUCAGUGCAGCUGUCUUGGUCUCCCCCAGUCCUGGCGGAGAGGAAUGGGGUAAUCACAGAGUACACGUUGGCCUAUAAAGAAGCCGGUGCCAUAGGAGCACCGCAGGAGCUCCGCUUGCCCCCCAGCCAAUCCAGCUACGUGCUCAACAGCCUCAAACCGAACUCAGCAUACGAUGUGAAAAUACGUGCACACACCAGUGUAGGUCCAGGGCCCUACAGCCCUCCUAUCCAGUAUCGGACGGUGGCCUUUGAUCCAGCAGAUGUCCCACAGAAUUUCACUGUCAAAUGGGCAACCAAGACUACAGUGGUCCUUGCAUGGAGGUUUUCUGAAACCAGGUCUCCAUACAAAUGCACAAUUGAGUACAACCGUCAGAAGAUGGAUGUGGAUGCCAGGCAGUUGAGGGUGCUCGUCACCGGGUUAAGGCACAACACAACUUACGAGUUUGGCGUGACCUGCCAAGAAAGCAAGGAUGGUGGGCAAAGACACCGUGUGGUGGCCAGGACUGCGCCGCUCAUCCUGGUCAAGAAACCCAAACUGGAUAUCUACGCUGAGCCUGACAACAUGCCCACCAUGUCCUUCCCACCAGUCGAUGCCAAGGAUUUCAAGAACUUUUAUGUGGUAGUGGUGCCGCUUAAGAGGACCUCUGGAACUGUUAAAAACCUGAAGAACCCUGAUGAGAUGGACAUGGAAGAGCUGUUGCGGGAGGUGAGUCCAAAGCGUCGUGCACGCCGUCAGCUGGACCAGAGGAAGCCCUACAUCACAGCCUGCUUCAGGCAGCUGCCCUCCAGCUUCACAGUGGGAUCUGACCACCGCCACAGCAACUGUGAGAACAAGCCUCUUGAACCUGGCCAGGAAUAUGUCUUCUUCCUGCUGGCUGAACUCAAUGCCACCGCCGGGAAAAUGUUUGCUACCAGCCCUUAUACCGACACAGUGAUGACUCCCGAGCUGGUGGUGGACCCCCUGCCAGUAGAGACUGGUGACGGACUCAUAUGGGUUGUGGGCCCAGUCCUGGCUGUGGUCUUCAUCAUCUGCAUCGUUAUUGCCAUUCUCCUGUAUAAAAACCGCAAAAGAAAAGAGUCAGAGCCACGCACAAAAUGUCUGCUGAACAACGCAGACAUUACUCCCCACCACCCUACAGACCCUGUGGAGAUGAGACGCAUCAAUUUCCAAACUCCAGAUUCUGGUCUGAGCAGUCCUCAGAGUGAAGCAGAUUUUGACUAUGAAAGUAUGAUGAAUCAUCCUCCCAUUCCUAUCUCAGAACUGGCUGAACACACAGAGCUUCUCAAGGCCAACGAUAACCUCAAGCUCUCACAGGAAUACGAGUCUAUUGAUCCAGGCCAGCAGUUCACCUGGGAACACUCCAACCUGGAGGUGAACAAGCCCAAAAAUCGUUACGCCAACGUCAUCGCCUACGACCACUCCCGCGUCAUCCUGGCUCCCAUCGAGGGUAUCACAGGUAGCGACUAUAUCAAUGCCAACUACAUUGAUGGCUACAGGAAGCAGAAUGCCUACAUCGCCACCCAGGGUCCAUUACCAGAGACGUUUGGGGACUUCUGGAGGAUGGUGUGGGAACAGAGAGCAGCCACUGUGGUGAUGAUGACCAGGCUGGAGGAGAAGUCACGGAUUAAGUGUGACCAGUACUGGCCCAGUCGCGGCACAGAAACCUAUGGUAUGACCCAAGUGACCCUGCUGGAUACCAUAGAACUGGCCACUUUCUGUGUCCGCACUUUCUCCUUGCACAAGAAUGGCUCUAGCGAGAAGCGGGAGGUUCGUCAGUUCCAGUUCACGGCGUGGCCUGACCACGGUGUACCGGAGUACCCGACUCCCUUCCUGGCCUUCCUCCGUAGGGUGAAGACCUGUAACCCGCCUGAUGCUGGACCCAUCAUCGCCCACUGCAGUGCGGGUGUCGGCCGGACAGGCUGCUUCAUCGUCAUCGACGCCAUGCUUGAGCGUAUCAAGCACGAGAAGACGGUCGACAUUUACGGCCACGUGACGCUGAUGCGGUCGCAGCGGAACUACAUGGUGCAGACGGAGGACCAGUACAGCUUCAUUCACGAUGCACUGCUGGAGGCGGUGGCCUGCGGCAACACUGAGGUGGCUGCCCGGAGCCUCUAUUCCUACAUUCAGAAGCUGGCCCAGGUGGAAAGUGGCGAGCAUGUCACUGGCAUGGAGCUAGAGUUCAAGCGUUUGGCCAACUCCAAAGCCCACACGUCGCGCUUCAUUAGUGCCAACCUUCCCUGCAACAAGUUCAAGAAUCGGCUGGUCAACAUCAUGCCCUAUGAGACCACCCGCGUCUGCCUGCAGCCAAUCAGAGGCCUGGAAGGAUCAGACUACAUCAAUGCCAGUUUCAUUGAUGGAUACAGGCAACAGAAAGCCUACAUCGCCACGCAGGGCCCUCUUGCAGAGACUACGGAAGACUUCUGGAGAAUGCUCUGGGAGAACAACUCUACCAUUGUAGUCAUGUUGACCAAGCUGCGAGAGAUGGGACGGGAAAAGUGUCACCAAUACUGGCCAGCGGAGCGCUCCGCCAGGUAUCAGUACUUCGUGGUGGACCCCAUGGCCGAGUACAACAUGCCCCAGUACAUCCUUCGAGAGUUCAAGGUCACAGAUGCCAGGGAUGGCCAAUCCAGGACAGUAAGACAGUUCCAGUUUACUGACUGGCCAGAGCAAGGCGUCCCCAAAUCUGGGGAGGGGUUCAUUGAUUUCAUUGGCCAGGUGCAUAAAACCAAGGAGCAGUUUGGACAGGAUGGACCAAUCUCUGUCCACUGCAGUGCUGGCGUGGGCAGGACUGGAGUCUUCAUCACCCUCAGCAUCGUCCUGGAGAGAAUGCGCUAUGAAGGUGUGGUUGACAUCUUCCAGACAGUGAAGAUGCUCCGGACACAGAGGCCCGCCAUGGUCCAGACUGAGGAUGAGUACCAAUUCUGCUAUCAUGCAGCUCUGGAGUACUUAGGAAGCUUUGAUCACUAUGCAACGUAAAAAGCCAUCUCUUCCCCCCAGAAUCCUGUCGCCCCCCUCUACAGUCUACUGAGCCAUAGAAACUUUGAAAUUUGAAACAUCAACAGCGAUAACACCACCGCUAAUUCAGACACACCAAACAGAGUCCUAUUGUAGAUUUUUAGAAGACAAUGCCCAACAAAUCAGUUUAGAUUUAGAUUCCAAUUUGACGAACAGACCCUUCACGAGGAAGCGAGGAAAAUCGCCCCUCAUCAAGAAAAGAAAAUCCUCAUCAGGAGAGGAACCAGAAGCUGUGGCUCAAGCUGUGGGGCAGGAAUUGAUCAAAGUGUCAGACUGCUUACCUUACCUCAAGUGUUUCAAUGUGGAGGACAUUGUAAACAUUCGUGGACAUUUCUCUUCUCAAAAAUAUCUACGUGAUACAACAGUAACAAGAAACAGAUAAUGAAGGAGAAAGCAACGGCAAAAAUCACUGCGAGGCCGAUGGAUGUAGCCAAGAUGGGGUGACUUCUUGUUUUUUGUUUUUUUUUUUGUUUUUUUUUUUUGUUUUUUUGUUUUUUUUUUUUGAUAUGCCUGGGUGUAAAAGAGGUUCAAGUAUUUCUACACAUUUUGUGAGUGACAUCAAGAGAAAUGACCAAAUCGUGGUUGCCUGUGUGAACACAAAUGCUUUUCCCCAAACUCUGGUCACCCAGACAGGAUGGGAAAAAAAUAUCAAUAUAGUUGAAACGAAACUAGCACGAGAAACCUCCUAUUUGGCACUAACUAAAUCUUGAGUUUUACACUGUUCAACUAAUGAUGUGCAUAACAAAUGUGAAAAAAAAACUCUCAACUGUUAAAGUAUACAUCACAUAGCUGCCUGUUCUCAAGCGCUAAGAACUUAGAGGAGGCACUGCCAUUGGUCGUUGGGAAGAAAGCAGCAACACAUAUCUUAAGAUCAGUUAGUUUCAUGAAUUGUGAACUUGUGCAAAAUCAGUAUCUUAAUCCAGGAAGCCACAGUGAAGCUGAAAAAUACCACAAUGUAUUUACAGUGAAAAAGUGCCCCAGGAAGCUCGUGUCUCAGUCACCAGAGAAUUCUGGGAAAACCUCACCUGUUGCAAGGAGCUGCAGCUGGGUCGACCUGCGGAUGGUCAAAGGUGGGAGAAAUAGCAACCAUGUCCCAUGAUUUUUUACAAUCACUCCUCUCUUUGGAACCAUUGCAUCAUGGGGCUUCGGUGUUAACAUCCACCAUUUUGAACAAGAGAUAAAUCUGGUGGGCGAGAGGCUUUGGAACAAACGGAACAACCAAACAAGGAUUGCCGCAAAGUUGGGGCUUUCUUGUACAGUGACCAACGCUCAUCAUCAUUGUUCAGAACUUUUUUGUCUUAUAAGGAAUUAAAUUUUUUUUUUUUUGUUUUCUUUUCUGUCAAAACCAAACAUGCUGCUUAUCUUGUGUAUGCUGUGCGCGUGACUCUUGAGGGAGAGGAAACUGACGAACAAAAGAUGCCAGCUCUGCUAACCGCUCAUACCCAGGCGGACAUGACUAAAAGCGCAUCCACAUGACAUCCUCGUCCACUGGUCUUUUCCGGCCCUCAUUUUUUUUCCAGCCUCCUCUAUAAUCAUCUAUUUCACUGUAUAAGACACUCAAGAGUGAAGGAGGCCUGUUGCAGUUACAAAGCUUUACGUUCAUGUGAUUGAAAAAUUGGCCUUUAGUUCCACUGUAUGUGUGUUUGGUAACAGGUGGAUAAACAAAGUAGAUUAUUUGGUUUUUGUCCUCCGUUUCUUAGAUGAUGUCUCAGUGGGUGGUGAGGCAGCCAUGUUGGAUCUCAAUGCCAUGAUGUGAUAAUGAAAUUCUUUGGUACAAAAUACUUUACUUGCACAUCCCUAAGAAAAAAAAGUAAAUAAAAUAAACUUGAAACAGAUACCCCAAAAACAACUGCAGGUUGACGCACUAAUGUAAAUGUGUCUGAUAAAAAAAAAGAUUUAAAAAAAAUUCAAGCUUUUGAAAUCACCAGGUUUUCAUUUUGAGAUCAGCGCUUUGGUAUAAACGAGUGUACGGAUUCCACGAAAGUUUCUGGUGGGUGUGCACAAAAACCAGAGCUAUGGACAGAACUGUGUGUAAUCUUUUCUUAUUUCCAAAAAAGCCUUAUUGUUAUUGUAACAUUAUGAAAACAUUAAUGUUGUAUUAUGACAACUUAUUUUACAUUACAUAGUUGACUUUUUAUUUUCUUUUUGGUUUAGUUUUUUAACAGAGAUGUUGUAUCACAUUUUUUAAAAUUAGCAGGAAAAGAGAAAUGCUUAUUUGUUCAUAUUACGUUAAAAGACAUUCUAUUUUUUCACUGUAGAAAUGUUAAGUAUAACAUGUCUGUGUUUGUGUGCAUAUAUAUAUAUACAUAUAUAUAGUGCACACACACACAUGCAUAUAUAUUUAAAAGCAGAAUAUAAAAAUAUAUCCAAACACUUAGUAUGAAUUCAC